Messenger RNA from Paramecium tetraurelia, 954 nucleotides. RefSeq lists its product as uncharacterized. The record is from RefSeq and is a predicted model, not a curated record. Lineage: Eukaryota; Ciliophora; Oligohymenophorea; Peniculida; Parameciidae. The transcript has 3 exons.
AUGAUUACUGUUCCCCUAGGAGAUAGAUUAGAAUGCUUCAAAAUGGAUGGCCAAUAUGUAGGAACACUCACCCUUCAUAACACCAAACCAAACAACUGUUGCGGUUUCAAAAUCAGAACAAACAAUACCUAAGACAUUUAAGUUAUGCCACACAUAGGAUCCUUUACAGGGUAACACUAUAAAAUUGUAGUUAAGUGUUAAAAAUUCCAAUCAAAUGCAAAAUUACAAGUUCUUACUGUGGAUCUAUCUGAUCAAAAUUUCAAUAAAACUGAUGUUAAAUCACUGGCCUCUUAUUUUGAUACAUAUUCCAAUAGCUCAUUUGUCGAAAAAAUGAAAAUAGAAAUAAUUACUAUCGAUUAAAAUUAAAUAACAAAAUAAUCUAAUACUGUUAAUCAAUCAAUCUCGUUAAAUAAAAACAUAGAAGAAAGCAUAUACAACCAAUAAGAUUUUGCUUACGAAUAAAAUACUUUGUUGAAAAAGAGUGAACAAAUCAAACAAUAGUAAAUUAGAAACUCAUACACAAACUCUGAUCCCUAACAAAGUGUUAGCAGAGUAUCUGCUUCCGAAUAAAGAUUUCUUACGUCAACUACAUUUUAAUAAGCUAAAUAAACUUCAUCUAAACAAUCCUCCAAUUCAUAAAACACCUUUCAAUUCGAUUAUCCUCCCCCAAAACCCUAAACAUACCCAUAUUAACCACAACAACCAAAAGUGCAUAAUUAUUAAGAAAAAGAUUUUGAAGAAGACCCUUAAAUCUAAAAAUUAAAUCUUAAAAUACAUUAAUUGUAACUAGAAUUCAAUAAACAAUCUGAAGAACUCUAAAAUAUUGAAAAAACAAAAGCAUCAUUAUUAUCAUAAGAAUCAGAUUUGAAUCAAGGUUAAAUCUAUGUAGGUGUCUAACACAUUUUUUUUUCAGCUUUAAUUUGUUUUUUAAUUGGUUAUGUAGCAACGAAUUGA